AUGGCGUAUGAAAAACGUGCAAAUAGUGUGUCAUCAAACCCAAUCGUUCGUGAGAGCCGUGUAAUUAAUGACGAAGAUUGGGAUGCCUUAGAGGAAAAAAUCGCAACGCUUAAGUCUGACUAUAUCGAAUCUAAAGAUGUUCAUCAAGCUUUAGAAAUUUGGAAUUUAAAAAUUCCAAAAUAUCAACUAAAUCAUAUAUUAUCGCAAAAUUAUGGAAAUAAAACUGAUCAAAAAUUAUCAAGAGAUGAAUUUUUGCGUUUAUAUUAUGAUCUUUACACUCAAACAAAUGUCGGAAUGACGUACAAAACACUUGUUAAAACAAAACAAAAUGUUGAACAAUUUAGUACAAGUGAUCGUGUUGAAAAUAAUCAAAGUGAUUUGUCAAUGAAAAAUAAUCAAUCGGACAAUACAUCAUCUGUUUAUCAUACAGCCACAGUUGAAGAACGUAUUGCAUUUACAGAUUGGAUUAAUAAAAACUUAGCCGAUGAUUCAUUUUUACAAUUAAAAAAAAAUCCAAUUGAUCCAAACGAUCCACAAGCACUCUAUCAACGUUGUGCUGACGGUGUUUUACUAUGUAAAUUAAUAAACAAGGCUGUUCCAAAUACAAUCGAUGAAAGAGCACUUAAUAUGGAUACAAAAUUCGAUAUAUUUCGUAGCGGAGAAAAUUUAGAAUUAGCUAUAAAUUCUGCACGAGGAAUUGGUUGUAAAGUUAUUAAUAUUCAUGUUGAAAAUAUCUUAAAAGGAAUACCACAUCUUAUUUUGGGUUUAUUGUGGCAGAUUAUUCGAGCUGGUUUAACAUAUGACAUUAAUUUAAUCCAGGUACCUGGUCUUUUGCAAUUAUUACGUGAUGGAGAAACAGUCGAAGACUUGUUAAAACUAUCUCCUGAAGAACUUCUGUUAAGAUGGGUUAAUUAUCAUCUGAAAAGAUCCAGUUAUAAAGGAAAAGAGGUUACCAAUUUUAGCAAUGAUAUAAAAAAUUCCGAAGCUUAUACUUAUCUUCUACAACAAAUUGCUCCAGCUGAUACAAAUCCAGCGUUAUCACUAAGUCCGUUACAGGAAAACGAUCUUCGAUCUCGUGCAGAACUGAUGCUGAAAGAAGCAGAUAAGAUAAAAGCACGUGCAUUUAUUUCCCCAAACGAUGUUGUCAAAGGAAAUCCAAAAUUAAAUUUUGCGUUUGUAGCAAAUUUAUUCAAUUCUUAUCCAGCCUUAGAUGUACCUGUGGAUCGUCCAGUAGACGAAGUUCUAGUACAAGAAACACGUGAGGAAAAGACUUAUCGAAACUGGAUUAAUUCAAUGGAAUUGAAAGACAUAUCAUUUGUUAAUUAUUUAUACUCUGAUUUAUCUGAUGGAUUAAUUAUACUUAGAUUGUACGAUGAAAUUCGUCCGGGAACAGUUGACUGGAAAAAAGUUUAUGAAAAAUUUCAAGCAAUAAAAGAACAUUUUCAAAAAUUAAGCAAUUGUAAUUUGGCAAUUGAAAUAGGUAAAGAGCCGAUGGGUUUAAAAUUAAUAGGUAUCGGAGGUGCAAAUAUUCUCAAUGGUAAUAAAACAUUAACACUUGGUCUUGUUUGGCAGAUAAUGCGUGCCUAUACAUUAUCGUUAUUAACUAAAUUAGCUGGUACAAAGACACCCAUCGCUGAUAGAGAAAUUAUCGAAUGGGCAAAUAAAAAAUUGCAAAAUGGCAAUAAAACACGAUUUUUGAACACUUUUCAAGAUUCAGAUUUAUCUGAUGCAAAACUUUUAUGUGAUCUUAUUGAUGCCAUCAAACCGGGAUCAAUUCAAUAUGAGUUGCUAAAAAAUGAUUCAAUGGCGAAUGCACGUUAUUGUAUAUCAAUAGCACGCAAAAUAGGAGCCCGUGUGUAUGCAUUACCAGAAGAUAUUGUUGAAGGGAAACAUAAGAUGAUUAUGACCAUAUUUGCUACAUUAAUGACAAGAGAUUAUCAAAAUCGAUAA
Messenger RNA from Didymodactylos carnosus, 1950 nucleotides. Lineage: Eukaryota; Metazoa; Rotifera; Eurotatoria; Philodinida; Philodinidae. The record is from the annotation of a GenBank genome assembly.